AUGGCAUCGCAAUCGAAAACCAACAAUGGAAAGUCUACCGCUGAAGAUAAGACUCAAAUGAAAAGACUCAAGUUAGAGAAUCCACCCAGAAGCGAUACUAGUGAUAAAAAGGUAUAUCCUCCUAUGAUUGACAGGAGCUCCACCUGCGGACACAUCGUGUCUAAAGGUAAAACGAGUGAUGAUGAUGAUACAUCAUGGAGAAGAAAGCUAAAUGCUUUGGCCAUACUUGGCUCUGCUUUACAUCUCUAUCGACAUGAUAAAUUACCAUUGUUGAAAGGCACCUCGUUCACGUUGGUUGAUCGGUAUUUUCGUUGUAGUAGACCCGAGCUCGCACAUGUUCAACUGAAGCAUCUUCCCGCAGGCUACCAAUUUGAAAUAUCACCAAAUAUCAAAGGGCGACUAAAAGUGGUGUCUUCGGAACCUCUGAAAACGCGAAAUAAACGAUCUGUAUACAGAAGUAUUGAUUCAUUUAUACCUCACCUUCUUUGGUUGGAAGAUUCUCGUAAAACUGGAAAAAAACUUGACUAUCAGAAAUGUGAAUGUCGUGUUUGCACGGAAGAAACCAAAGGGAUUAAACGAAAAGCUAUUGAUGGAAAAGAAAAAGCAGCAAAUACAACAGUAAAAAAAAUUAACCUUGAAGUGAAGAAAAAAGCAAAGAAGCAGAAGCCUUUGACAUCCAUUGCUGAAAAAGAGUGCGAUGAUAAUAGAAUGAUCAAGGAAGAAACGGAAUCAAUGAGAACAACUGUGCGUAUAAAAAUGAAGGAAGCUGUGAAAGAAGAGAAGAAAGGUGCAGUGAUACCUUUUCUAGGCAGUGAGGAUGAAGUAAUCCAAUUGAUACCAGCAACCAGAGUUCUAAUCGAACCGCCAUCGAUGGUUGAUUAUCUCAUGCAAGAUACCAUACAUAUACCCUUACCCACUAUUCUAGCUCCAGAUAACUCUUUAUUAGAUGCCGCUAUUUCAAACGAAACUCUUUGA
Molecule: messenger RNA, 975 nt
Organism: Mycotypha africana
Lineage: Eukaryota; Fungi; Mucoromycota; Mucoromycetes; Mucorales; Mycotyphaceae
Exons: 2
Coding region: 1-975 (324 amino acids)
Source: RefSeq, a predicted model, not a curated record